GUUUACGUACUGUACGUGAAGGCAUCAGUUUGUCACGGUUUGUGUUGCUCUCUGACGGUCAGUGACAGCUAGCAGCUUAGCAGCCAGCAGCAAACAGAGCACAAACAGCACUCGCUCAACAUGAGGGCCAACAGUUUGCCCCGAAUUGUAGUCAUUACAGUAUGCACGGUGGUGUUCAUUGCAGUUCUAAUUGUCAACGCGUUGGCUGGAGCGGGAAAGGGUCCUUUCCACUCCUCCACAGGGAAUGUCUCCGCCCUUUAUGAGACGGAGAUCACCCCCGCUGGCUGGACCUUCUCCAUCUGGGGCGUCAUCUACACCUGGCUCGCCCUCCUGGUCAUAUACACCACUUCAUAUGUCUUCAGAGGAUCCUGGGCUCAGAGCCUGCUGCCCUACACCUUCUACUUCUGCUGGAUGGCUAACUUGAUGCUGAACAUGAUCUGGCUGCUGCUGUGGGACAGAGAGUUAAUGCUGGUGGCUCUGGUGGUCUUGAUCCUGAUGGUGAUCACCAGCUACACCGCUCUGUUCUGCUGCUGCUUCGCCACAGAUUACUAUGGGCUGUGGUUACAGACAUACCAUCGCAAAGACCUGUUCUGCCUAAGGGCCCUGGUCCAGAAUGGUUUGGCUCUCUACACCACAUGGACUUCCAUUGCCUCUCUGAUCAACUUCUCAUUGGUUCUCCACCUGUGGGGUGUGGCCAAGAGCACCGCGGCGACAGCGUCUCUCUGCAUCCUAUUCGCAGAGGUGGUGGCAUGGUUCCUGAUGGAGAACUGGCUGCUGGACCGCUGGGUGCGCAACAUCCUGACGGUUUACCCGGUGGUGAUCGUGGCUCUGCUCGGAAACGUCUUCAAACAUUUUAACCCCGAUGAUCCCACUCCAAACUCUGUGUUCAUGGUGGUCCUGCUGGUGUUGGCCUGCGUGCUGCUGAUUUCCCGCCUCAUCACCGUCAUCUGGAGGAACAUGUGGCUGCCCCUCCACUCCCCCGGCUCGGCCCGACUCAUGGUGUCACCCCUCGAUGGCGGAGCGUUCAAGGUCUUGACCUAAUCCCCAGGAGCCUGCUGAGUAACUCCUGUGCCUCUACGUCCCUCUGUCCUGCACCCCUGCAACACUCCACAGGGGGCUACACUUAUGAAGGCGUGUAGCUGCUGAUGGGGAGGCACUUCUUUAAAAGAGUCUUUCCCUCUUCGCUCUCACUGCAACUCAGACAAUACUGCACUUUCUUAUAAAUACUGAUACGUCUGUUUACCACUACUACCAUCAGCACUGUCCAUAUGAAGUACUUUUCAUACAUGUGGUUAUUAUGUUUUACAUUGCUAUUUUGAAGCCGUUGCACGAAUGGAUCAUUUUAUUGUGCAUCCAUUCAGUGACAAUAUACUCUGCCUUUCAUACAGUUACAUUUGAACUUUAAAAGUGUUGUUGAGUUCAUACCUAUUUGCCAAUAAAGCUGCCUCUAUUCAA
Molecule: messenger RNA, 1455 nt
Organism: Eleginops maclovinus (Patagonian blennie)
Lineage: Eukaryota; Metazoa; Chordata; Actinopteri; Perciformes; Eleginopidae
Exons: 7
Coding region: 121-1041 (306 amino acids)
Source: RefSeq, a predicted model, not a curated record